Molecule: messenger RNA, 1890 nt
Organism: Beauveria bassiana ARSEF 2860
Lineage: Eukaryota; Fungi; Ascomycota; Sordariomycetes; Hypocreales; Cordycipitaceae
Product: putative peptide transporter
Exons: 4
Coding region: 1-1890 (629 amino acids)
Biological process (GO): transmembrane transport
Cellular component (GO): membrane
Molecular function (GO): dipeptide transmembrane transporter activity
Source: RefSeq, a predicted model, not a curated record
AUGUCGGAAUCUGAGAAGCAAAUCGUCGCCGAGCAGUACGGUAACAAUGUCGCUGUUCAGGAUAACAAGCACACCCAGCUUGCCGACUCGGACCAACCACAGAAGGACUACGGCAUUGAGCAACACCACCAUGAUGUCGAGAUUCUCAACAAAGAUUACGACGGCAAGCCUACCGAUGAGGAGCUCGAGACACUUCGUCGCGUUCCUGGAGCCCUCCCAACCACUGCAUACCUUCUCUGCGCAGUAGAGUUCUGUGAGAGAGCCUCCUACUACGGCUGUGCCCAAAUCUGGACAAAUUACAUCAAUCGUCCCCUCCCGAUUGGCGGUAAUGGCUACGGUGCCGUCCCACGUGGUAGCCAAGCUACACAAGGUGCCCUGGGCCUCGGUGAACAGGUCGCCAACGCCACGGGCCAGUCCUUCAACCUCCUCGCCUACUGCUUGCCUCUUGUCGUCGGAUAUCUGGCCGAUACUAGAUAUGGUCGCUAUCCCAUGAUUUUCUGGGGCAUCAUGCUCUGCGGUCUUGGCCACGUUCUCAUCAUUGCUGGUGGUGCCAAGGCCCUCCUCGAGGAUGGUACAGCCAAGAUUCCUUUCUUUAUCGGUGUCUACAUUCUCGCAAUAGGCGCUGCCAUGUUCAAGCCCAACGUCACUCCUCUACUUCUCGACCAGAUGAGAAACCACGUUCCCAAAGUCAUCACCCUCAAGAGCGGUGAGCGUGUCAUUGAAGAUCCCGAGCACACAACUGAACGCGCCAUGCUCUGGUUCUAUCUCCUCAUCAACGUCGGUGCAUUCAUGUCCACAGCCACAUCAUACUCGGCCAGAUAUGUCGGCUGGUGGUUGGCCUUUACACUACCUCUGAUUCUCUAUAUCCCUCUUCCCUUGCUCCUCCUGUGGCUCAAGCCCCGUCUUGUUAUGCACAAGCCUGGUGGAUCUGAUCUCAUCAACGUCUUUCGCGUUGUUGGUCACUGCAUGGCCAACGGUGGCAUUUUCCGCAUCGGCAAGACUGGAUGGUGGAAUGCUGCCAAGCCCUCGGUUAUUGCAGCCCGUGGUAGCUCCGAGACUCGCUACAAUGACGCCUUUGUUGAGGAUGUCAAGCGUACCAUGCAGGCCACCGGCAUGUUCUGCUUUUUUCCCGUUCAGUUCUGGAACGACAAUGGUCUCGGUAACGCUGCCAACUACCUCGGUACCAUGCUCCGUGGCAACGGUGUUCCCAAUGAUGUCAUUGGCAACUUCAACACCCUCAGCAUCAUUGUGCUUGGUCCCAUUCUCAACUAUGGUCUAUACCCUCUUCUUCGCGCUCGUCGCGUUCACUACGGCCCGAUUGCCCGUAUCACAACUGGUUUCCUCAUCAGUACUCUUGCCGGUGUUGGCUAUGCGCUGCUGUGCUGGAAGGCCUACGAAACUAACCCUUGCGGUUACUACGGCUCGUCGGACCCGCGUUGCGUUGAGGGCGGUCUCGUAUCUCCCAUCUCUCUUUGGUGGGAGGCUAUCCCGUACGCUCUCGGUGGUUUCUCCGAGCUUUUCAUCAACGUCCCCGCCUACGGCAUUGCCUACUCGCGCGCUCCCAUCAACAUGCGUGGUCUCGUGUCCUCGAUCAACCUGUUCAACACUGGCUUUGCCUACAUCAUCAACCUGGCCACUUCGGCUGCCAUUGCUGACCCCCACCUGAUCUGGGUCUUUGCCGGUCCUGCCAUACUCGGCGGAAUCGUCACGGUCGCCUUCUGGUUCAUCUUUAAGCACAUUGACAAGGAGGAGUACGUCUUAUCUACCAACCAGGUUAGCGAGGCUACAGGCACCCGCGACUACUUUGAUGAGAAUGACAUCAACGAAAGCGGCAACCGCCCACCUUCUAUUACUGCCAAUGAGCAGACUGGAAUUUCACAAAAGAUUUAA